Molecule: messenger RNA, 726 nt
Organism: Acanthamoeba castellanii str. Neff
Lineage: Eukaryota; Discosea; Longamoebia; Acanthamoebidae
Exons: 6
Coding region: 1-726 (241 amino acids)
Source: RefSeq, a predicted model, not a curated record
AUGAGCGGCUGCUUCAGGAGUCAGGGGAAGAAGGCACACCCUUUGUGGAUGAUGAAGGACAGGAAACCACAGACCAGCUGGUGGCCCCAAUGGGAUGAAUCCCAGACCAACACUGCAGCCCCUGCCACCCAGCACAACCUGCUACCUCAAACUGCCACUCCUGCUGAGGUGCUUGAGGCCAUAACAUCCCACCUCACAGCCAAGAAGAUUGUGCUCCUGCCCCUUGACUGGAUCACUGACAACGACAUCGAUGGCGAGGUGUUUCAGACACUGACUACAGAAAAUCUCCAUGACCUUGGGGUCAGCUCCCUUGGUGCUCAUAUGCACAUCCUCAAGCUGCAACAGGUGACUGCCCCUGUUUCUGGCACUGCCAUGAGAGAAAUGAUGACGAACUAUUGGGCCUCUGGAGUGGCUCUCAAGGCCUGUGCCCAUGGUGGAACACCUCAGGCAAUGGCUGAGUUCAAGAAGAGGGCUGUGGAGCAACAGGAAUGUAAUGCCACCAAGCAAGCCCCUUGCCAGAAGAAGCCACAGCCAGGACUGGUGGUCAUGGCCCGUCAUACUGGCCCUUGUGGUUUGCAGUGGCAGACCUACUUUGCUGGCCAAACUGAGGAUGAUGCUGAGUGGCGACCACGAAGCCAGCUCAAGAAGUAUGCCCAUCUGCUUGAUGCCUGGACAGCCCCACAAACACCAGGCAAACAGAAGCCAGGCCAAUGCCAGUGGGGAUGA